Lycium barbarum (goji berry) is the source of this 1918-nucleotide messenger RNA. RefSeq names its product protein EMSY-LIKE 3-like. Gene Ontology annotation, biological process: defense response to fungus. The transcript has 10 exons. NCBI's taxonomy places the organism in Eukaryota, Viridiplantae, Streptophyta, Magnoliopsida, Solanales, Solanaceae. Gene Ontology annotation, cellular component: nucleus. The coding region runs from base 258 to 1556 and encodes 432 amino acids. The record is from RefSeq and is a predicted model, not a curated record.
UUCUUUUUUGGGAAAAGCGAUCAAAGGAGGCGGAAUUCAAAUCCUAACAUUAAACUAAAUAUUAAAAACCAAUUUCACGUCCGCGUUCCCCAAACUCAUACUCUUCGAAAAAUCACAGCCAAAUUGAUUUGCGUACUUGUGAAACCCUAACCCUUAAUCUUGCACUCUUAAACAACGCCAUUCUUGUUUCUUUCGUCUGAGUUCAAUUUGAUUUCAUAUAUUUUGGGUUCUUGAAGUUCCAAGUUUGAGAGCUGGCUAUGGAUUACGAGCCCUACGAUAGCAGUGGAACUGAUGAUGAUCUUCCUCCAUCACAUCAAAAUAGGAUUCCAAGAGGUAGUGGUCGCAUUAUUGGAAAUGGAAGAUCUGCCGUCAUUGGUUCUGUCGCCUACCAGAGGAUGUACGGUGAAACAGAUAUGGAGGCCCAAAUUCACCAACUUGAGCAAGAAGCAUACAGUUCGGUUUUAAGAGCCUUUAAAGCUCAAGCUGAUGCCAUUACAUGGGAGAAAGAAAGCUUGAUAACUGAGUUAAGAAAAGAGUUACGGUUGUCCAAUGAAGAACAUAGAGAACUUCUUGCUAGAGUUAAUAAUGAUGAUGUCAUCAGAAGAAUAAGGGAGUGGAGGCAAUCUGGUGGGCAUCAACCUGGUAUGCUGGGUUCUGGUCAAUCUGUUCAUGAUCCAUUACCCAGCCCUUCUGUCUCAGCGUCACGGAAGAAACAGAAGAUAGCCCAGUCUUUACCUUCUCAGUCCUUUGCUGGACCAUCUCCUACUUUUCAUCCACCUCCAGUGACUGCUGCAAACCAGCCAUCUUCAUCUGCUGCCAAGAGAGGACCUAUGGUGGGGCCGAAAGGAAAAAAGCAUAAAUCUGGCCAGAUGAUGCCUGGCGCGCCUUCGAUGAAAAUGCAGUGCGUGACUCCUGGUCCUUCUGGAAGAGCUCAAUUUGGUAAUCGGGUUUCUGAACCUGCUGAAGCAGCAUCAUUUGAUACAUUGAUUGGAAGGAAAGUGAGGACUAGAUGGCCUGAUGACAAUAACUUUUAUGAAGCAGUCAUAACUGAUUUUAAUCGAGCUGAGGGUAGACAUGCUCUUGUUUAUGAUAUGGGUACUGCAAAUGAGACAUGGGAAUGGGUCAACCUUGCUGAGAUUUCUCCCGACGAUAUUCAGUGGGAGGGUGAAGACCCUGCAAUUUCUCAUCAUGGAAAUUAUGGUGGAUCAGGUCAUGGCAUGACUAGACCUGCUGGACGUGAUAGUGCUCCAGGUGCAGGGAGAGGGAGGGGCUUGACUAAAGCUCAGUCCAGAAAAGAUUUUCUACCAUCACAGAAUGGCAAAGGAAAGAAGGGAUCUGAUGAUAUUCAGUUACUUCAUACAGAUACAUUGAUCAAAGAGGUGGAGAGGAUCUUUGGCGCCGGCCAUCCAGAUCCUGUUGAGGUUGAGAAGGCAAAGAAAGUGCUGAAGGAACAUGAGCAAGCACUUCUAGAUGCCAUUUCAAGGCUUGGAGAGUUAUCUGAUGGUGAAAGUGAUGAACGCCAUUUCAUGCAUGGGCAAGCCAUGGAUCGGGAGUAAAAAGGAAUAUUGUGGGGGAAAGUGAGUAGUAUAAAACAGCUGGGGGCUGAGCCACCUAAAAUAACAGCCACAUUGGAGAAGGCAAGAUGUGUACUAGAUCUUUGCCAGCGUCAGUGCACCAGAAUGAUUUUAGGCCUGUUGUAUAAUGCCAGCUUCAAGAAAUGCUUGACAAACAUUAAAUUAUUGUAGUCUAGUUCUUUGAAUAGACGCGAAAUUGUAGUUAGGAAUGAUUGUUUCCCCUAGUUAGAGGUUAGUGCUUUUGUAAAAUUAGUCACAGUAGCAAUUUUACAUGUGAUGAUGUAAACAAGUUUUUGUUAACACCUUGCACGUUGAUUAUGACAUCCCAAAUAAGUUAUUCUUUC